GUACCUUUUACUGGUAUUACUCUUAGAAGUUACAUACAUAAAGGGACCGAAUGUGCGACUGAUUAGCAUACAAGGCGUUGCCAUUGAAUGUGUGAUUGUUUUUGUCGUCAAUUAAUUGAUGUUUUGCUGUAAAUAUCAUUACAUUUAACACACGUUUCGCUUGUAUUGUCACCAAUUGGUCCAUAAGUGUGCACACGAGUAGAUAUUCGCAAAAAUGGUGGUCAAAGUGCUCAUCUCAGGCAUCUCUGCCUCCAAAGAGAUUAAGAAAUACCAACAAAGGGCUCAAAUGCUGUUGGAUUCGCUGAGGAUUGCCUACGAGGCCAUCGACAUCACCGAACCCGGACAUGAAGUCGAGAAGGAUCUCAUGAGGAAUGUCUGCAAAAAGAGGAAUAACAAUACGAUAGCACUUCCGCCGCAGUUCUUCAACGAUGACCGCUAUUGCGGGGAUUACGAAGACUUUUCUACGGCCAGCGAUGACGACACUGUCUUAAGCUUUCUGGGACUGGAAGAGGACAUCACUAUCGAGAACGGAGACGCCUCUCCCGGGGCAGCCGGAGGUAUGACCCCUUCCGACGAUAAUGACAGUCACUCUAUAGCUAACGGCGAACGCAAAGAGUCGCCCAACGAUGUAGUGAUGGACGAGGAAGUGGUGAGCGAAGUGACUACUGUUGAGGAAGUGCUCACAUUAGAUGGCAAAGUGGUGGACAUUCCCGCCGACAAGAUAUUUGAAAUAAAGGGCAAAAAAUUGGAUUUAAAUGAAAUGUUGUUCACAAAAACGCAAAAAGUAGAUGAAAUGCAUUCAGUGGUCCGGAGAGAGAGUGACACCAAUGAUACGAAUGAUACAAAUGAGUCAAUGGAGACAUCCGGUGAUAACGAACCCAUUCCUGAUGGGAAUGAGACACAAGAAUCACCGGUUGUUAGGAGUGAUAGUGUAGAUGAUGUCAAGAAUGGUAGCGAUAGUAAUGAGAGCGUAGACAGCGAUGAGGACAGUGUUGAUGAGGAGGAGAAUUAG
This is a messenger RNA of Oppiella nova, 1012 nucleotides long. The record is from the annotation of a GenBank genome assembly. NCBI's taxonomy places the organism in Eukaryota, Metazoa, Arthropoda, Arachnida, Sarcoptiformes, Oppiidae.